This is a messenger RNA of Olea europaea var. sylvestris, 1199 nucleotides long. Its product is annotated as protein decapping 5-like. Gene Ontology annotation, cellular component: P-body. Lineage: Eukaryota; Viridiplantae; Streptophyta; Magnoliopsida; Lamiales; Oleaceae. The record is from RefSeq and is a predicted model, not a curated record. The coding region runs from base 524 to 1000 and encodes 158 amino acids. The transcript is spliced from 4 exons. Gene Ontology annotation, molecular function: mRNA binding. Gene Ontology annotation, biological process: cytoplasmic stress granule assembly; P-body assembly.
UUCAUAUUAGUACAGUAACUUGUUUACAUGAAUCUUUUCUUUUCCUUAAACACGAUCACAUUCUGCUAGCUAGGAAAUAAAAACAUAUGAUCACCUGUGCUAUGCAGCCAUUAAAUAAAAAUGAUAUGCUGUAUUUUUCGUGUUUGCUUCAUGGACGAGAUAUUCUGAAGUUGUUUGGUCACUUAGACGCUGCAAGAUGUGACGCACCUCUUUUAAUCAAUACCGCAUUUGUUUAUUUGCUUGUGGUAAAUCUACAAACAGAUGUUUCCAUGACAUCGUGAUCAAUAUAUUUGAAUUUGGAUGACUAAUUCUUUUUCCACGUGUUGAGUGUAAACCUUCUUAAGUUACGGUUUUUGAAUGCACUAUCGGAUGGAAGGUGCUUUAGAAGCUAAUAUUGUAUUUUUCUGAUGUCCUUUAGCCAAAUGGAGCUGGUUAUUACGCUCGUUAUAAUUACAGAGGGCGUGGGGGAAGAGGAACUGGGGUUUCCCACCGUGUGACAAAAUUUACAGAAGAUUUCGAUUUUAUGGCAAUGAAUGAAAAAUUCAAUAAGGAUGAAGUAUGGGGUCAUCUGGGUAAAAGUAACAGAUCCCAGACUAAGGAAGGGAAUGAAAAUGGCGGCAAUGAAGAUGAUGAUUCAAAUGAUGAAGAUGAUUCUGAACUGCCAAAGAUUGAUAACAAGUCUGUUUACAAGAAGGACGACUUUUUUGACUCGUUUUCUUCUAAUGCCCUUGACAACGAAUCAAAUCAUGGAAGGACUCGGUAUUCAGAGCAAAUGAAGUUAGAUACAGAGACAUUUGGAGAUUUCUCAAGGUAUCGUGGUGGCCGAGGAGGUCGUGGUCCUCGUGGAGGUGGUGGUGGUCGGUUCCGAGGCUCUUACUAUGGAAGAGGGGGUUAUGGUGGCGGUGGCGGUGGCGGUGGAUAUGGUGGCAGGGGCAGCGGUGGAUAUGGUGGCUACAUUGGUAGGGGCCGUGGUCGAGGUUUUUCUAAUCGUACCUCUUAAAGCAAAGUGCAUAUGUUGUGCAUAUUAAGAGUGAGAGCUAAUGUCACCUUCUCCAGGAAUCGAUUCAGGACUUGCUUGUAAUGCUUGUGCAUUUCACAUUUAGUUUGAAUAAUAAAUUGGGGUAAAAUCUUUGAUUUUCUCUCUGGUGUCAACUAUUUGUCUCUCUAAUAUAUAAUGUUGCCAGGAGUUUGAUAGUUUC